This is a messenger RNA of Mucor mucedo, 2700 nucleotides long. Its product is annotated as Alpha/Beta hydrolase protein. Gene Ontology annotation, biological process: proteolysis. NCBI's taxonomy places the organism in Eukaryota, Fungi, Mucoromycota, Mucoromycetes, Mucorales, Mucoraceae. Bases 23 to 2542 code for a protein of 839 amino acids. Gene Ontology annotation, molecular function: serine-type peptidase activity; dipeptidyl-peptidase activity. The transcript is spliced from 5 exons. The record is from RefSeq and is a predicted model, not a curated record.
AUCACAUAUACACGCACACACAAUGAGUCAUUCUUGGGACCAUGUUCGAAAUGGAGUGAGACAAUUCAGAACGAACUUUCAGUCCAUGUACCCCGUUCAAGUAUUGACCGUUGUCAAAGAUUUUACAGUGCAUUGUAAUAAUCUUUAUUUUCUGUCGAACCAUGUUACUUCUGCUGAUACUUGUCCAAGUAGGAAAAUCUCUCUCCACAAAGUCAACCUCCACACAUUAAACACUGUACCUAUACCACAAACAGAAGACAACAAUUACUUGACAGCCACCCGUCAAUUACCCCUUUCAGACACCUCUAUCACAUUUACCGACUAUCUGUCGCAAGACGAAAAGGGAAAUACUGUACAGACACCUUUACCUGGUAUCUCUUCCAUGGAACGCUUAGACAAUACCCUUAUGCUGACAUGCAAUGGCAAUAUCUAUAUCAGUGACACGGACAAGAUGCCGACAUUAAUUCCAUAUAAAGCCAAUGAACGCAGUCGAUCGAAUUCACCUUGCUCACCCAUGAUGAGUCCCAUCGACAUCAAUCUACCGAAAAAGACCAUUUACGGCGACCCACAAGCCAAUCGAGUGGAUCCCAAACUCGGUAAAGACACCAUUACGUUCAUCAGGGAUAGAGAUCUUUGGUGCACGGAUUUUGCGGGGAACGAACGUCAACUCACGUUUUGUGGGAAUGAUGAGGAUCCUACCUUAAAAUGUGGUGUCGCGGAAUACAUGAUGCAGGAGGAAUUUCAUCGAUUUACAGGUUAUCAUCGUUGUCCUACCAAAAAUCAUCUUUUAUACCUGGAGACCUCUGAAAAGGAUGUGGAAGAAGUGACAGUUUCCAAAAAUUCAAUGCAGGAACCCAUUCGUUAUCCUCGUGCCGGGAAACCCAACGCUCAAAGUGUCCUAAAGCUGCUUGAAUUCGAUCAUGCAGAUGGUGUGGUGUUGCAUAAACAGUUGUGGGGGGAGCAUCAAAUUCAAACUCAGUUUCCUUGGAUCGAAUACAUUGUCAGAUUUGGGUGGCUGCCCGACGGUCAAAGUGUGUGGGUGCAGAUACUCUCAAGAGAUCAAAAGAAGACUGCUCUUUUAAAAUUAUACCCUUCUCAAUUCACAGCUACGAAUACCAAUGAAACACCUUCCAGCACACAAAUUCUAUGGGAAGAAAGCAACCCACACUGGAUUAAUGUGACAGACACAUUUCAUUUUAUGAGAACCGAUUCUCUAGAGAAAGUAGAAUUUAUAUGGAGUUCAGAAAAGGGUAAUGGGUAUCGUCACUUGUAUCAUGUUGAAAAAUGGAGCGAUGGACGUACAGGUGUGCGACAACUCACUGAGGGUACAUGGCCCUGUGUUGAUCGACCAUUGUAUGUGGAUGAACAACGACAGUUGGUCUAUUUCACAGCGAAAAGGGAAUCUCCUUUAGAAUCACAUUUUUAUGUGACAUCGUAUCUAGACACAGGGAAGGAACCUGUGUUAUUAACACGGCAGGGAUAUAGUCAUACAGUAAGCAUGAACUCACCCGAUUAUUUCGUGGAUUGUUUCUCUACACUCUCAGAUCCUCGUGUGAUUCUCAUUGGACAUAUUCAACAUGAUGACAAAGAUAGGAUACACUCUGCUUUACUGAUACCUACACUUCAACCUUCUUCUGUCGCUGCGGAGGAAGAAGAGAACGAGUAUAAAUAUGAUGGAGUGACACCUUUACGACGACGACGCUCUUCUGACUUGACGAAUUUAGCAGAUAUGGUGCCUAACGGAGAUAUAUUUUCAUUUCAUACGUCCGAUGGGGUCUUACUUUAUGGAUGCCUGUAUAAACCACGUCAUUAUCAAGCGGAUACGAGUUACCCAACCGUUUUACAUAUUUAUGGUGGACCCAAGACACAAUUGGUGACGAACGAAUUUAAAUUUCCACGUUUAAUGCGAUACCUCAUGUCUGUCUAUUUCGGCUUUGCUGUGGUGAUUAUUGAUAGUCGUGGGUCUACAGACAGAGGACUGGAAUUUGAAGCGCAAUUACAGUUGAAGUUGGGUCAAGUGGAGUUGAAGGAUCAAAUGGAAGGACUUCGGUUUUUACAUGAUACGAGGUUUGGAGCAGGGACAGAAGAAGGGUCACCCAGUGUGAUUGAUUUGAAAAGAGUGGCUAUUUCGGGAUGGUCGUAUGGUGGUUAUUUGAGUUUAAUGGGAUUAGCACAGUAUGGAGAUUUCUUCAAGAUGGCGAUUGCAGGUGCUCCCGUGAUUGAGUGGGAGUUAUAUGAUGCAGCUUAUACAGAACGGUAUAUGGGGUUACCGAAAGAACAAGUGGAAGCGUAUCGAAGAAGUAGUGUACUCAGCUAUGCAAGCCAAUUCCCCGACGAAGAAAAUCGAUUGUUGAUAGCGCAUGGAUUGAUUGAUGAAAAUGUACAUUACAGAAACACUGAAAUGUUGGUGACGGAAUUAGUCAAGGCUAACAAGCCUCAUUAUCUUCAGGUCUAUCCAUCAGAGAAACAUGGACUUCGACACGCUAGUGUAAACGAACAUUUUGAAACACUCAUGUUUUAUUGGCUCACAAACUAUUUGUAAAUAAUAAUAAAACAAAGAAUGUUUCUUUACGUCACUGUUUAAAAUAAAAACGUGUCUGUGCUCUUGCGCAUUCAUGGUUUUUUCUUUUGGCAACCCUUGUUUAAAAUGAACCCCCGAAAAAGGCGUAAUUUUUAAUUAAAACGGGAUGAAAACAAGCC